Scatophagus argus is the source of this 4912-nucleotide messenger RNA. It is a transcript of the gene nek9, whose product is annotated as serine/threonine-protein kinase Nek9. Bases 579 to 3467 code for a protein of 962 amino acids. Gene Ontology annotation, biological process: protein phosphorylation. NCBI's taxonomy places the organism in Eukaryota, Metazoa, Chordata, Actinopteri, Scatophagidae. The transcript is spliced from 23 exons. Gene Ontology annotation, cellular component: centrosome. The record is from RefSeq and is a predicted model, not a curated record. Gene Ontology annotation, molecular function: protein kinase binding; ATP binding; protein kinase activity.
AUGGACGAGUUUUCGGUUUCUUGUCGGACGAGACCAACUAAAGUCAAAAGUUUUGUUCCUUUUCGAUUUGUUAUGCAAACUUGCUUAACCUACUCUAAAUGCAUUUACUUGACAGUUUAGGUUUGGAUUGGGCCAGACGGCGCUGUAAUUUCGUCCAGCUCAUUUAACUGUUAGCCGAAUCAAGUUGCACAUACCGAGCAAGACUAGCGCCUUUACCGGAAAUGCGCUGUAUCGGCUUUCAUAAUAAAUUACACCGCAACACGUUUCAAGGGACGCCUUUUAUUCUGAAACGUCCAAAAGUUGGCUGAACUUCCAAAUUUUCGUUGUGUCAUGCUUGACACUGGCGCGAUUGCAAUAGUUGCACGUAUUUUGCUACGUUGUAUCUUUCUUAAAUUGUAUGUUUGAAGUGGCUUUGUGGCAUCAGGUAGUAGUAACACUUUGACGGCCCUGUUUGUUAGCCGACAAAGGUAACAUGUUAGAUGUGUGUGCGGUUUUGUAGGAGUCUUUCAGAAAGAGUUGUCGUAAGGCCUGUUCGGGUUAUUUCCAUCACUGCCAUUGCCUAACAAGUCUAAGCAGAAAUGUCACUGGAGGACUAUGAAAGACAUUUCGACUCGCUAAAUUCAGAUUUGGGCGGCGGGUCUGUGUUCAGUGAGCGAUCAGCGUCGGGCACAUUUAAUGGCGAAGAGGAGAAGUUGCAUUACAUUCCUAUCCGGAUCCUCGGGAGGGGGGCGUUUGGUGAAGCAACCCUGUACAGAAGAACAGAGGACAACUCCCUGGUGGUAUGGAAGGAGGUGGAUCUGAACUCGCUCUCUGAAAAGGAACGCAGAGAUGUCAUGAACGAAAUAAGCAUCCUCUCCAUGCUAGAGCACAACAACAUCAUAGCCUACUUUAAUCAUUUCAUGGAUAAAAACUCCCUGUUCAUUGAGUUGGAGUAUUGCAAUGGAGGAAACCUGUACGAUAAAAUCAACCAGCAGAAGGGGAAACUUUUCAGUGAAGAGGUGGUCAUAUGGUACCUGUAUCAGAUUGCCUCUGCAGUGUCCCACAUUCACAAGGCUGGAAUCCUACACAGAGAUAUCAAAACUCUUAACAUUUUCCUUACCAAAACUGACCUCAUCAAGCUGGGUGAUUAUGGCCUUGCGAAGAAAUUAGACUCUGAGUUUUCAAUGGCGGAGACCUGUGUGGGGACUCCAUAUUACAUGUCACCAGAAUUGUGCCAGGGAGCAAAGUAUAACUUCAAAUCAGACAUCUGGGCCAUGGGUUGUGUACUUUUUGAAGUCUUAACUCUUACAAGAACAUUUGAUGCAACGAACCCUCUGAACCUCUGUGUGAAAAUAGUCCAGGGCAACUGGACUAUGGAAGUGAACUCGGAUGUUUAUUCGUCUGCACUGAUCAAACUGGUGUAUGAGUGCCUCGAUCAAGAUCCUGCAAACAGACCUACAGCUGAUCAGAUGUUGGACCAGCCAUUUAUCUCCUGCUGCAGACAGGAGCUUGAGGAGCGAGUUGCCCUGUUGAAUUCAGCGAUGAAAAAGCCAAAGCUGAGUACAGUGACUGAUACCCCUGUUGCUGUGGUGACCACACGCUCAAGGGAGGUAUACUUCUGGGGUGGAGGGAAGUUCACCCCCCAGAAAAUGGACAUGUUUAAAGGAGGCAGCAGUGCCCAACAUGUGUGUGCAGGCGAGAGUCACUUUGCGGUGGUGACAGUGGAAAAGGAGUUGUAUACGUGGGCUAAUGUCCAAGGCGGAGCCAAGAUGGUGGGCCAGCUGGGGCACGGAGAUCAGGCCUCAUACCGGCAGCCAAAGAAGGUGGAGAAGCUGCAGGGGAAGGCCAUCCGACAGGUGGCGUGUGGGGCCGACUUCACCGCCUGUGUCACUGAUGAGGACCAGAUGUACAUGUUUGGGUCAGACUAUUAUGGCUGCAUUGGAGUGGAGGGAGAGCUCGGCAUGGAGAUUUUGGAGCCAGUGCUUUUGGAGUUUUUUGAGGAGAGGCCUGUUCAUCAGGUUUCCUGUGGAGACAACCACGUGGUGGUCCUGACUCAGAGUGGGGACAUCUACUCCUGGGGCUGCGGAGAAUACGGGCGUCUUGGCCUAGAAUGCGAGGAUGACUUCUCUUCUCCAAUGCAAGUGGAGAUCCCCAAAGGUGCCACCAUCUCCUCAGUGUCAUGUGGCAGCGAUGGAACCUUCUUUUUGACAGAAGCUGGAAAAGUCCUAGCAUGUGGAAACAAUGAGUUCAACAAGCUUGGUCUGAACCAGGGAAUCUCUGGUCUCAAAAAUCACCCUGGAGAGGCAUACCAGGGGAUCCCGUACAUCACCACACUGACUUUGGCAAAGCAGUUGUCACGGUUCAAAAUCAGUGUCAUAGCUCCAGGGAAGACCCACACAGCUGCCAUUGAUGAACGUGGUCGUCUGAUCACCUUUGGUUGUAACAAGUAUGGACAGCUGGGUGUGAAGGACUUUAAGAAACACCAGGGUGUCCAAGUUCUUGUUGGACCCUUUGGAGGGAAGAUUGUAACCAAAGUGUCAUGUGGAGAUGGUUUCACCAUUGCAGCCACUGAGGACAAUCAGAUCUUUGCAUGGGGAAACGCAGGAAAUGGGCGUCUUGGGAUGCCUGCUGAUAAGGGAUUUGGUUCAGAGGUAUGCCCGGCCAUGCCAAGGCCCAUCUUCGGAUCCCUCCAUCACGUGCCUGACCUCUCAUGCCGUGGCUGGCACACCAUCAUCAUAAUGGAGAAAGUGCUCAACUCCAAGACUAUUCGCUCCAACAGCAGCGGAGUAUCAAUUGGCAGUGGACUGGGCCAGGAGGCAUCUACAUCCACAGUGGGUCUGGACAUGGAACCUGGUUCAGAGACAGAGUGUCGUGACAGGGGUCUUGGGGGUACAAUGGAAGAUAAUACAGAGGGGUGCCUUAUGGCGACCCCGAUGAUGUCAGCAGCAAAUCAGACUGGGGACAGCUCAUGUCCUCUCUGGCUUAGAAAGGAGCUUGAGGAUGCCGAGUACAUCCCAAUGCCAGAAGACUCUGAGCUACCCACACCUGACCAGCUAUCGUCUAUCUCCGAAAGUGUCACUUUACCUUAUGAGGAGCUGAAAGAGCUGAAGGCCGCGGCAGCAGCUGUCAGCAGUAUGACAGGCCUAUCGACUAAACGAAUGAGCUGUGGUAAAGUCAAUGGACUGGAGGAGGCUGACUUCUGCAAAAAAGGAGAUUCGGGCGCGUGCUGCAGAGCAAGCAGUGAGAUCACACAGUUGCGAGAGACAGUCGCUCGUCAAGAGACAAGGAUCCAGAUGCUCGAGAAACAGGUCGCUGAGCAACAGAAGGAGAAUGAGAGGCUCUGGGCAGCAAUCAGUCGUUCAGCACUAGGGGAAACAGUAUGCGAUAAUAACGGAAACCAUCGCUCUGAUCGUCUACCCGGCAAUGGAGGAGGAAGGGAAGGUGCAUUCACAAAACACGGGGGCCGAUCUGCAGGGGCCAGUGUGUGAGACUUGUAGAUGUCCUGAAGUGUCAAAACUCUUUAGCACAUAUUGAGUUAAACAAGCUGGUUAGGUGGAGAGUGGAAGCUCAGUUAGCCUGUGCAGCCUUAUGCCCAUUCACAAUGGUUAUAUUACUGUAAGUCGCAUGAUUACGUUGUAUUGCAUAUAUACUAUUGUAUAACACCUUGCACACUCUCAUAUGCGCACGUGUACACCUGGGUGCAGUGCUCUGGCUAGUUUUUCCACAGACUGAAAUGUUGGCUGGAUUCAACAUGACGCAUUGGACCUUGACACCUGCAAGAGACAAUCAUAGUUAUGGAUGUUGAGGCCAUGUUUUGGUAGUAUUAUUGUUGACUUUAAGUGAUGUCUGCCUUGGGGGUUCAGUCCUUGAUUUCUCAGAUAUAAGUAUCUUAUCACAUAACAGGUAACAGAGCAGCUUAUGCAAAUAGUAAACCAUUUGCCCACAUCAUCUUCUUGGCUGCAGCCAGUUUGUUGUCCAGAUUGAUCGUGACUCAUGUUAGCGCCAGCUUCCGAUGUGAAAACAUUAUGCGUCACUUUAUUUUUAUUCUCAUGUCAUUUGAUACCCUUAAAAAAAUGCAAAAUACAAAAUAGACUCUCAGACCUAUAUUCCAUAUUUAUUGGACAUGUUAGCUAUUUCAAACUUAUUCUAAUAAUCAUGCAAAUAUAUGUUCAAAUUUGCGUGUUUUAUUGUCCUAUGAAAGCAUUUGUGUGAAACAUGAAACUACUGAUUCAUUUUUUUAGCAACUACCUUUGGUUACUUUUUCUUAUUGCCUUUUUGGACUCUUGAAUUCUUGUUGGUAGAGGACAUGUUGGUCCAUCUUCUUUGUGACAUGUAUGAACACUUGAACAGUUUUCUGAAUGUGGAAAACCUGGUCUUUAAAGCAUUUAUAAUAUAGCUGACUUUGCAGCUAUUCUGUUAUUGUUUUCUUACUGCUUUUUUUUUUUUAACCAUUUUAACUGUCUUUGGUACAUUCUGAAAUGUUGUUUUACCUUAUUUUGCAUCAUUUGUGAAAACAUAUAUGUAAAUGCAUUUUGUUUAUGGAGUUUUGUUGGUUUUGUUUAAUAUGUGUUAUGUGUCAUAACAAUUACAUAUGCUAUAUAUAUAUAUAUAUAUAUAUAGCAUACAUCUGUGUAAAACCCUUUAACCUAUAGUUAGCUUGUAAUCUGUUGACCCAUAGUGUAUUUUCAGAUGUCAACAGUAUAACUGGCAGUAUUUUUCUCCAGUAAAAAUUUAAAUACAGUGCUUUAGUAAGCUGUUCAAACCAAAAUUAGAGCAAAUAUCACCAUGUUGUGCCUGAUUCUUUUUCACACAGUGUGUUGGCAGCAUUUAAAAAUCUGGUUUAUUUUCUUCAACGAGUAACCAAACAUUGUGGAGAUACACCAGCUGUAAAAUCUCUGUCGAGUAAAAGACAUAAAUAAAAAUAACAGCUAUU